This is a messenger RNA of Prorocentrum cordatum, 584 nucleotides long. Lineage: Eukaryota; Dinophyceae; Prorocentrales; Prorocentraceae. The record is from the annotation of a GenBank genome assembly.
UUCUUCGCAGCAAGCUCAUGCAGGUCGUGUACAUCGAUUCGUGCCGCGGCGGUGCUGGGCGUCUAUACAUCGCGUAGCACUGCAAUGCAUUCCGUGCACGGGGGUGGCAGAUGCCAGAUUACUCCACCACCACGCCUGCGCGAUUGGGGCGUCAGGAUGAUCCGCCACCGCGCCGCGACGCACUCCGUAAGAGUAAGAAAGAACGGCACGAGGAGGAGGAGGAAGAAGGAGGAGGGGUAGGGUCCACAAGUGGUCGCGGAGCUAGCGCUCCCUCGAGCCUCGCCUUCCGAAAGCUGCUCGCGAGCCCGCCGGCCGCAGCUCGGGCUUCCAAUUCUCACGCCGGGGGGCCGCCGCCUUCUGCGGGGGGCCCGGGCGCUGGUCGUGCGGAGACGAUGGCACGCGAGGCGCCCGGGGGGAAGAGGCGUGCGAGAGGGUGAAGACUGAGAGGAUAAGGGCCACACCCCUCCCCCCGCGAAGCGCCGCGCAGCGGCGCGCGGCGGUCACGGCAGCCGCGACGUCACGGCCACCCGCCGAGGCCGCCGCGCCGCACGGGCAGCAGCCCCACGGCCGCCUCCUCCGGGCCU